AUGUUUUCGGGGAAACAGUGCGUCGCCUCUUUCAGCGAGUACGAUUUUUUGAAAGAAGUCGUUUCCAAACUUCCAGAUGUUGACGCCCCGGACUCUCCUGAUGACGCCCCAUCCGGUCGCGCGAAGAGGAAGCUGUCCGACGAUGAUCAAGAAGAUCCUGUUUCUCCGAAAUUUAGGGAAUCGAAGGGGACUAACCGUGGGAGAUCAAACGGCUGCAACGAAGUGGUGAAUGCGGAAGUCAAGUUAAAGAACGGCAAUCCAAUCUCAAGUGCAAGAGCUGAAGGCUCCAGUGGCUCUGGUUCAAGGAAGCGAGAUGAAGCGGAUGAUCUCAGCAAGCCAACAAAAAGGUCAAAAGCUCUGUCCGACCAGCCAAGGCCGUUUAAGGUGCUUUGCAAAGUGAAGAUUCCGAGGAGAAAUGACUGCGAUGCUGAGGAGACUCCAAUUGCAAUUAAUGAGCCAAAGGUGGAACACCUUCGAGCAGUGAAGACAGAAGCAAGACCAGUCAAGAGGGAAGCUGACUCGAAUGCAGAAGUGAAGGCAGAAGCAAGCCCGCGUGGGUUUGACCUCAAUUUUGACUUGAACGCGGAGCCACCUGAAGAUGCAGCAUGCAACAAGGAUGAUAGUAGCAAUGGUCAGCCUCCUGGAGAGUCGAAUAGCAAUGACGAUGAACCUCAUGGUAUUGACUGCCAAGAGAAACCAACUGCUGUUGAUAGUGGCCCUUGCCAAAAAGCUCUUGUAGAUGCUCCCCUCCUCAGAAACUGUGCUAAUUACGAUAGUGAGGAUGACUACGACUGUGAUGGCGGGGCGUAG
Messenger RNA from Closterium sp. Yama58-4, 810 nucleotides. NCBI's taxonomy places the organism in Eukaryota, Viridiplantae, Streptophyta, Zygnematophyceae, Desmidiales, Closteriaceae. The record is from the annotation of a GenBank genome assembly.